AUUUAGGGGAAUUACACAAGAGAUUUUCAAAAACUGAAUACUUAGCGAUUUACAUAAAGUAAGAAUAGGCUAAAUAUAUAUUUUUUUUUUUACCAAAAUUCCUUUUAGUUUUAACAACUUUGAGAGAGGGCAUUUUUUGUUUGCAUGUAACUAAACCCAGAGCUAAUAUCAAGGACAGUGAACAGCUCACUUAUCCUGCCUGGGUCAUCAUUAAGCUCUUUUCUCAGCAAUAUGAGAGCAAAAUGAUCAAGGCUUACAUUGAAACUCCACCCUCAUUGCAUGUGAUACACCAAUUCACAUUGUGCAUUAUGACUGGUUAUAAAAGACAAGACCAGAUUUUAGGAGUAGGCCUUUAUCUUUUAUUCAAAAUCUCAUACCUGAGUGUGUUCCAGUUUCAAAAGAUGAAGACUGUCUUGUCACAAUGACUGAUCAUGUCUUUUUCUUUCAUUUCUUUCUUGUUUUGGCCUCUCUCAUCAAAACUAUUUAGCCUACCUGAGAGUAGGCUUAUGUGUCCCCAUAUUGCCCAUAAAGUGAUCACAUACCUUCAAUGUAAGGGUAGGCCUGGAUUGCAAUCCAAUAUGCUUGGAUAAUUGGGUUUUAUUAUGUAGAUGCAAAAAAGCCGAGUUACACAAUGAACCAACCCAAGCUGUAAAAAGUGAACCACUAUGAUUCACUUUUAAUUGACAAAUUUGAAGAUGAAUCCAAGAUUUAUUUCUGAUGAUGGCAGACAAAUGCCAUCCAGUAGUCCUCGUUUAGACUCAAAUUUACAAUGCACAGCAACAUAGAAAGAGUCGGACUAAUGUAACAGCAAAGGUUAAAAAGUACUCAAUAAACAUUUGUUAUGUAGAUUACAAAGCGAGCCAUGGCUCUAUUCGACCUCUAUUAGAUCGAGUAUUACAAUUCAUCAUAGCAAGUGCAAUCAUCCACAUGCAUGUCAGAGCUGCUUUGGUCCGGUCCUGCAGUAAUAACAAUGUAAUGAAAAAUGGCUUCCAUGGAUCUGAAAAUCUAAUGACCUAAUAUCUGAUAUCGACCAUAUUUCAUUUGUCCGCGCUCCCCGGACUGAGACGUAGAGCUGUGUCUGACAUGUUCAGCCUUACAAAAACAUGUGCAGUGUCGCAUAAAUGAUAACGCUUCAUCAUACCCUCAUGUCACUUACAGAUUUGUCUGUUAUUUUGCACGAAUUAUUUUUGACGUAGUUAUUGGUUAGCAUCGCUAGCAUCGGCUAAGCCACAAGUCGAACAGCCGUGUGCGUUUACGCAACGCAGUCCAACAAAGUGAGGGGAUGCUGGUGACCCAUGCAAGAGCUCUAAUGCAGAGUUGAGUUGUAAAUUGAUGUAAAACAAGGUUUGCAGACGACAUAAGUCAAAUGAAAAAAUAUGUUCAAUAGGGAAUAAACAACGUUGGGGGUUCUAUAUGUGAGUAUACAGUAACGUGCAAACUAACAGCAGCGUCCACGAGCUCGCGAGCGAGAUUCCUGAACAGAACAGGCUAGUAUCAACCGUCAGGUUAUUAGCCGUCGAGCUACAUCCAGAAGCAGAGGCGCGCGAGAGAAAUAAGAAGUCACUGCAUGAAUACGAACAUCCCUUUUCCGGACUUGUUGCAGACUUGUCUUAGUGCCUUGUAGUUUCCCGACAGCUCAACCUCAAGAUGCCUUAGUUAGCUUGCUAACCAUGGCAUUAUCCAUCUCGUUGAAGAGCUAGCUAGCACCACCGUACAGCCUGCCUUCCGCCGACGUGCACUUCCCCCACUCUCCCUCCAGCCGGCUCGCCGCAGCGUUAGUCCGCUACAGAAAAUGAAGCGACCAGCGGCGUUUUGGGAAGCUGUGUGGCUCUUUGGAUUUUGCUGAUGUAUGAGGAGACGUUAUUGUUUUUUUGAGGUGAGCUGUUACUUUUAUGUCCACUUUGAACUCUUCGCAACAGAAUUACCUAAAGACACACCAACCCUGACCUUAGACCGGGUAAUGUUAGCUUCGCUUUCAGCAACAUUUAGCUGUUAGCUUCAACUAGACGGGGAUGUCUAUUUGCUGGAGAACUAGCCGUGAUACCUGGAUGCUAACUUAGGUUGAAAUAUGUUCUGCGUUGGUCGUUCACGCUGCAGGAUUCACGGGACAGCCGAAGAAUAUUGCUGAAAGUACAAGUGUCUGUGCAUGAGACUGCACAUAUUUAUCCCAGUUUUUCCUCCUUCGGGACACUUUGCUGCUACGUCACCAUCGGUGGUUGUUAGCUUUUACGUAUCCGUCGUUAUUGACACGGACCUGACUAAUUGCUGGACAAUACCUUCCCUUUGAAGUCGAUGUUUACAUUGAAGCAUACUACUUAGCAUUGCAAGUGUUUAACCAUAAAAUCUGAGUUGUGUGUUCUGUGACGCUGGAAUAACAGGAUGCUGUUGUUGUGUGUUCUUACUUUGUAAAGAGAAUUAUAGUCAUAUAUCGUGGAAGUAGAAUUAAACAACCCCUGGGGACGGUAACACGGCUAGCUUGGAUGUUGAGACGAUAACUUAGCCAUCAUGUCAUCACUUUUGCUCGGUACGCUGUCAACUCCAUUUUAGAGAAUAAACCCUUAAUCAUUCUGAUUUGCUGUGAAAAAAACACACAACCUACAUUUGUAAAGACUUGGAUUUAAGGUUAGUUUGUUGUCAAGAAAGGAGUGCACGAGAAGUCCUGUUUAUUCAGAGAUCAUGGGCACAUAUGUGAAAUAUUUUUGCUCAUUAGUUCAGUUCCCACAAUAGCAUUUGAUGUCGUUUUAAUAUCAGCCUUUUGAUUCAGUACAGGACAUGUAAAAACGUUAUGCAGGUGUGAUUUACUUUCUUUUCUGAGUUGGUUUCUUUAGUACAGUACUACCUGGACGAGCGGACACACAAAGAGGAUUUGGUUUUGAAAUAGAUGCAUUUGCAGUGAACUAUUUUUAACAGAAAUAAACAAAACAUUUAAGUUUUAUCUGCGAUUUUUCUGCACCAAAGUGCUUUGGUAACAGCACUAAACGUCACCCUUAAGCUGUUGUUUAUGUUAGUAAACAUGGAGUACUUAGAAUUUUGUACUUUUGCUAUUGUAAAGAUAAAGACACUGUUUUCGUGUUGUUUGUAAGAGCGUGACUUUCAGCUGGACAUAUAAUAUCAUGGGACAAACUAUCAUAUUUUGUCUUAAGCAGCAUGUUAGCAUGAGCUCCCUCUGUUUUCUUUAUUUCGGUUUUCUUACGAGUGGAUAUGAACGGUGUGAUGUACAUGCCCAUUUAGUGUCGCACUUUUGUGCCAAAAAGCACAAAAAUACCGGGAGAAUCGUGACCCCACAACCCCUUUGUUUGCGUCUUCCGUGUACAAUCUUUAAACGUUUCAAAAACAACACUACUUCCUUUUGUUGGCUGUGUGGAUGUGUUGAGCCCCUCCUGUCCCGCAUUGUAUGUUUUACAAUAUUUCUGUUAAUGGCGUAAAUCUCAUAGCGGAACUAAGAUGCGAGUGGCAAAGGUUCUGCACGAGAGGGGCGCCGUCGCAACAGGAAGUUCCCCGUACGGAAGUUGUGUUUCCUUUGUGUAUCCCGAUUUAUGGUUGUUUUAUUUAGGAAAACAUCAUCUGACUUGUAACAUUUUGUGCCGUUUCCGUCGUUUGGAAUAUGCAUUGCUCGGUAAAUAUAAAGGUGAACUGCUGACGCGGUUUCCCACCGAUUGAUCCUCAGUAACCCUCGCGUCUUUCAUGAGUGAGAGAAAGCUCGACCGCACUGGUGCUGACGACGAUGCAGUUUACACCAAGAUCGUUAAGAAGUGAAGACAGAGCAGUCAUAUAUUUUGUUAGUCUGUUGAUCAUAAGUGUUUGUGGGAAUAGAGCCUUUAAGUGAGGAGUGUGGGGUUGAUGUGUAUCGUGGGGCGACAAGGAGAGUUGUGUUUCUGUUUUGUUAUGAUAGACAUAUGUUGUUCAAAGCAAUGCUGUUUUCUGUUUGGGAAAGCAAGGAUCGACUCAAAACAUGUGAUACAUUUGUCAGCAGCAACUCAAAUGUUAUGGAUGUACUAAUUCCUUUAAUGCAACGCUUUUUGCAUUUUGCCUUUAGAGUAAAACUCAUGGUGUUGGCUCUGGCUGGUUUUAUCACCAAGUAAAUCCUUUUUAUGUUGUUCAAAUUGUAGAUCUCUGUCAAGGAGGUCAAAAUCAGUGCGGGGUAUGGACGAGCAGAAAUCAAACUGCGAGGAGAAUGACUCUGAACCAACAGGUAGUACUCCCCCAUACCCCUAAUGUCCCUGCUUCAUCUAAUGCAAACGUGCCUUUCUUUGCAGAAAUAUAAUUGUAAUUCAGUUUGCUUCUGGUCUGAUCUUAAAGAGAAAUUCACAAAAUUGCUAAUUGCUAAUAACUAAACAGAUUUUUUUCUUACCUCAGUGAUAUCUCAGUUAAAUUUAUGAGAGGUUAUCACAAAAUAAGGGACCACAUAUCAGUAAUUUACAUCAAGAAUUGCAGAGUAGAUUUGACUUGUUUGCAGCUGUUGAUUACCUUUGUUACAUGCAAUUUUGACCUUAAACUACCAUUUCUUUCUACUAUUCUUUAUGUCAGACAUCUCUUAAAUGUUAAAUAAACUGUUACAAAAUAGAUGGGGGAUAUCUCCGGAGCAGCAAGUCUUGCAUAAGAAUGGUGAAUUACUUUAAAUUCAGUGUAUAUCAGUUUAUGUUGAAAAAGGUUGCAAUCUACAUCAUAGUAUCCCAUGACAUCGCCAUGAUGAAGCUCAAAAUUCACCUUUUAAAAUCAGUUGGAGAGAUAAACUCAAAACCCCAGGUGUAAAGACUCAAACACUUUCAAACAAGUGUGUUAUCAAAUCUUAAGUAUUUUAUGUAUGUUUUAUAUGACACAACAUUUGUCCGUAACACAGUUGACAAAAUCAUAAAUGAAAUGUUCAUUUUCAUUAAAAUAAUUUAAAAGUCACUUGAGCUUAUGCUUGCCAAUUAAUUGAUUUAGCACAUUAAGGUUGUAUAUCAUAGAAACAUCUAGUUUAUUUAUCAAAAAAGAAUACUGAUAUAUUGAGUUUUUGGUUGACCUGAAAUGUACCCCUAAUUGUAGAAUGACUCCCCCGUACCCCUAAUGCCCUGCUUCGUCUAAUGCAAAUGUGCCUUUCUUUGCAAAAAAGUACUAGUAAUUCAGUGUGCUUCUAGUCUGGUCUUAAAGAGAAAUUCACAAAAUUGAUAACUAAACAGAUUUUUUUCUUACCUCAGUGAUUUCUCAAUAAAAUUCAUGUGAGGUUAUCAUAGAGGUUAUCAAAAUAACGGACCACAUAUCAGUAAUUUACAUCAAGAAUUGCAGAGUAGAUUUUGUCUUGUUUGUACACCUUUGUUUCAUGCAAUGUUGAUCUUAAACUACCAUUUCUGUUUUUUUUUUUUCAUUAGCUGAUGAUAAUGCCCCUUCAAAGCAGGCAGUCUCCUCUAAAGAAGAGCCCAAAGCCCCUCCUGCUGCUGAGGUCAUGUCGGGUGCCACUGCAGCCUCUUCUGGUCCACCUGUGUAAGUUUCAUUCAGAGAAUAAAUUUUGUUGGGCACAAAGUUGUUUCUGGCAAAAAAAAACUAAUAAUGUAACCUUAUUUUUGUUUCUUUGUAACAGAGAAAACACCCGAGCAUGUGCUCUUUGUAACUGCGUGGAGAGGAGCCUGCAUGGACAGAGGGAGCUGAGACAUUUUGGGCCAUUUUCUGAUAAACAAACCCUCAAGCCAUCAACUUCCCCACUGCCACAGCCUGGGAAUGAUGACCUGUCUUCCAUUGGAUUUUCCCACUCCCCCUGUUUGGCAGCACUCUUUGAUGACUCAGGUCAAGCACAUUGUAUUGUUGUAAUUGAUUAAUAUUUAAAGCUCUAUUUUGUUAAUACAGAACUGAUUUAUACUUGUUGUUGGUCGGGAUGUUAAUUGAUCUUUGGAUUUAUAAUAAACAGGCGGUUGUUGGGUUCAUCACUGGUGUGCUACAUGGUCGGAGGGAGUGAAGCAGCUGGAGAAUGAGGAGCUGGAGGAUGUGGAUAAGGCCGUUAUCUCAGGGACACAGCGGGUACCUCAACUAGACUUGAUGUUAUUAGGUAGAAAUAAAGCAAAUAACAAGAAUUCAGUCGUAUUCAUUACCACUGCUUUUGUUUCAGCUCUGCGAAUACUGCAAAAGACUGGGUGCAACCAUUCGAUGCCAUGCUGAGGGCUGCUCACGGUUCUACCACUUCCCCUGCUCGGCAGCCAGUGGAUCCUUCCAGUCCAUGAAGCAGCUGGUCCUCCUCUGUCCAGAGCACAUAGAUAAGGCAGAGGAGUUGGGUAAGAGAGCUAACAUCUCUGUCAUCAUUAUUUGCUACUCAAAAGAAAUGCUCACAAUAAAAGGCUUGUGCUCUGAAGACCAUUAUUUUGCCGAGCCUUAAAGCGUAUAUCUCUUUUGAUACCACAAAAUGUCAGAUUUACGCUCAUCUUGAGAUAAAGAGUAAUAAGUAGAUGGACGGGGUGUCAGUCUUAUUUUGAUCACAUACUGACUCGCCUUAACAAAGCAAGGGAAUCAGCAGAAGUGACCAUUAACUAGCGACAAACCCAGUGGAAAUUCGUUAAAGGUUUUAAUGAGGAAAUGGGAUGAACAAAAAAAAGUUGUUACAACUUUUUUUUCUCUGUAUCAAAUCUGAUUUGAUUUUUUUCUUGUUACAGCAGGUGAAGAGUCUUGGUGUGCAGUGUGUGACUCUGCAGGAGAGCUCACAGACUUGUUGUUCUGUACGGGUUGUGGCCUACAUUAUCACGCCACUUGUCUGGAGAUUGGUGCCACGCCCAUCCAGCGGGCAGGAUGGCAGUGCCCUGAGUGUAAAGUGUGCCAGACUUGCAGGUGGGUACUUCUUCGUUAGUCUGCAUGAAACAGGGUACCUAACAGCAUUUCUGACAUUGUGCCCUAAAAUUUUGUUUGCUGUUUACAGUCAGUUGUACUUCAAGGAUUUUGUUGAAUAGAUAAAAAUCAUGCAGAUUUGUGAAUGUCUUGAAUUUUUAUCUUUUAGACAACCAGGAGAGGACUCAAAAAUGUUGGUUUGUGAUGCCUGUGAUAAGGGCUACCAUACCUUCUGUCUCCAGCCAGCGAUGGAUUCUCUUCCCUCCGAUCUAUGGAAAUGCAGAGUAUGUUUUAAUUGUCCUUAAUGUCACUACAAAGAGAUGACUGUCCAAUCAGUAAUUUACUGCAAAAGGCAGUUUACUUGCUUCAUAAUGCAUUUGUCAGACUGGUUCUUCUAUUCAGAAACUGAUGUUUUACUUGGAUAUUUGAAAUAAGCUUUUAAAAUGUAGUUGUGUAACUUUUGUCAUACUGUGCACUUACCCUUUUUUAUGAAAUUUUCAGAGGUGUCGCGUAUGUACGGAGUGUGGUGUUCGUGGACUAGUGCUGCCCGGUUCAGCCCAGUGGUUUGACAAUUAUGCUGUGUGUGAGGGCUGCCAACGUCACCGCAGCACUAUGUGUGGCGUAUGCAGCAAGGCUGCCAACCCAUCUGUCACUCUGCAGUGCUGCAGUAUUUGCCACAGGUUAGUUUAAUGCACAAGAGCUAAUGCUUUUAUUAGAGACAGCUAUGUAUGGGCUUGUUUCAUAUGUUGUUGCACAAAUUUCCAUACGUUCUUUUUAUUGUCUUAGGUGGAUGCACAGUGAGUGUGCUUUACAAGGGGAACAUCCAGAAGCAAAGUGCAUUUGCCUUCUUUGCAAGGAGGAUCAGCAGCAGCCUGUCACUCAACCAUACUCUGAGAUAAAAACCAGAGAGGUGUCUGAAGAGACCGUCGGACAUGUGAAUUUGGUGGAGAUGACAAUCCAAACUGAUGCAGACCUGGUGACAGAAGAGCACACAGACUUAACACACACACCAAGACAGAGAGGCAAGUCAGAGCUGGACCCAGGUGAAGCAACUGCUGACAGAGAGUCAUCAAUGGACUUGGGUAAGUAUGAAUUGUACACGACACAACUUAAAGCUCACAAAUCAGUCAAUAUUUUUGACUACUGUAACAUAAUAUGACUGGUUUAUAUCAGAGAUGUCUACAUAUUAGUUCAAUGUGUUUUACUUUAGGAGUGGAGUCUGCAUCUGUUAAGACGACAGACGUUGGAGAGAAAAUCUUGCAGGAAAAGCUGAAGGCAGCAGCUGAAGAAUUCCCCUCUAAGGUGCUCGCUGCUUCACAUGAGUCUAAAGGUAAACUCGGACACACUUUUAAACAUACUUAUUUAGAAAAUGAACGCAAAGCAGCACUUUAUUUGAAUGAUGGUGUGCUGUAACUAAUGAUAGACUUGAACAUAUUGGCAAUAAUAACGACACAUUCCUAAAUCCCAAAUGUAGACCUCGCAACAACAGAACAGGGGGCCUCUUGUCUACCUGCUGAUGAGGAGAGAGCAGAAGACGCAGUACGCCAUGUAUCCCAAGCAAAGACACACUCGAACAACCCUUCAGAAGAAGCGACAUUGGUGUCACAGCAGAGCUUGGAAAACAUGGAGGUGGAGAAAGAGGAGGAGGAGCAGGAGGCCACUCAUUCAGCUAAGCAAAAUCUACCCGCUGAGUUAUUAAAGAUCAGAUCUCAUGGCAUGCCUCCUGCUGAAACAUUAAGUAAGGAUCCACCAAAGUUACCAGCCCCUGGGGACAAAACUGAGCAUUUGCCCAUGGCUAACCGGCUGGAUAGAAGUCCAUGCCACAAUUCCCAGUCCUCUUCUCUUCUUUCUUUAUCAGUGGAUACUCAGGUGGCCCUCUCUGCUGUGGAUGUAGAGGGGAGGUCACUACCUCACUCUGAGGAGGAUGAGGAUGAAGAGGAGGAUGAUGAACUGAUGAAAGAAGGACAUAAUGAGGACAUAAAGCAGGAACUGCAGGAGCAUGAUGUUAAAUCGGAAUUGCUGCUGGAUGAGACGUCGAAUUUGAGCAAUGGAGAUGGGAGCAGUAGUGGCUUUUUGGGCUCUCCAGGAGAACCUGAUCCUCAGCUCUCCAUGGAAUUCGGCCUUCUCCCUGCAGGCCGCACACACACGGAUAACCUGCUCACUGAGACCGAUGACUCGCUGCCUUUUGAACCCCUCAGAAGUGACAGAGAAAAGGUAAAACGCAGAGGAUCCCCAGGCCGCUCACGAGUCAAGCAGGUACAGUCACCAUGUGUUUGUUUAAUUAAGAAAUGAUGUGACAACAGUCUGACUGUUUUAUCCUUUUUUUUCACAAAACCCACUGACACUGAAUUGCUAUUUUCUUGGUUUGAAGGGACGAAGCAAUAGUUUUCCUGGGAAGCGGAGACCUCGAGGGGGUGGUGGAGGUAGAGGGCGCGGUGGAAGGUCACGUCUCAAAGCCAUGGCUUCCUGUAUAGAUGCAUUCUUGGUAAGCUCUACUAUGAUUUCCAUUCACACAUUCUCUUAGACUCAGUCAGUACAAACCACAGUGAUUACAACAUUUUUUCCAUAACUGUCUAUCCACAGCUGAGCAUGACCGCAGACACUGGAGUAAAUAAAGAGGAAGAUGAUGAGGAAGAUGACACCAUGCAGAACACAGUAGUUCUUUUCUCAAACACUGAUAAAUUUGUCCUGCUACAGGUACAGCUCUUGUUGUAGAGUCAUGUCUUUAGUGAAUCUGUGACAUACACUUUCAAACACAAAUCGAUGGACCUUUUUUCCUGUCAUCUCUUCUUUUCUAGGAUAUGUGUGUUGUAUGUGGCAGUUUUGGAAAAGGUGCUGAAGGGCAGCUAUUGGCUUGUGCUCAGUGUGCCCAGUGUUACCAUCCUUACUGUGUGAACAGCAAAGUAAGCACAUCGACCAUCGUUCCGCAUUUUUUUAUUUCUUUACUUUUUUAAAUGUGGAAAAGUUAAACCUUCUGUCUCCCACAGAUCACCAAGACGAUGCUCCGGAAGGGCUGGCGCUGUUUGGAAUGUAUUGUUUGUGAGAUUUGCGGAAAGGCUUCAGACCCCUCUCGACUGCUGCUAUGCGAUGACUGUGAUGUCAGCUAUCACACAUACUGCUUGGACCCACCCCUGCACAAUGUUCCUAAGGGUGGUUGGAAGUGCAAAUGGUAAAAAAAGAAGUUAAACUGUCAGAAGCACAAAGCUUCAUUUCAACCUCAGAGCUUUGAAUGGGGUCAAAUGAAAAUGAAUACAUUAGAAUUUGCAUAUUAUGUAAAACACUCAUGCCUCAGCCCUGCAUUAGCAAUUCACAGGCCCAACCCGCUGCCUCUUGCUUCCUCAGGCAAAGAAAAUUUGUUACACCGCUCUCUCUCUGGUAUCUGUGUUUUUUAAUCUUUCAUAUAAGCUGUAUAAUCAUUAAAGUUUUCUUCACUGCCUCAGGUGUGUGUGCUGUGUGCAGUGUGGUUCCAACACACCAGGGUUCCACUGUGAGUGGCAGAACAACUAUACCCACUGUGGCCCCUGUGCCAGCCUCGUCACUUGUCCUGUGUGCAGGGAAAACUUCAUGGAGGAGGAGCUGCUGCUGCAGUGUCAGUACUGUGAUCGGUGGGUGCUGCUGAGUAGAACCACACACACACACACACACACACACCAGACUUAGGUAUUCAUGAAACCACAGCUAAUGAUGACAAGUGGGGAAUGGAUUAUUUAUGUUUUUUUGCAGCAUGAAUUAUUCCAUAACAUCUUUUGAUUUUCACUGUGAUUUGUCAGGAAAAGUAUGCUCACCAAUAUAUUUCUGUGUGUGUGUGUGUGCAGAUGGGUCCAUGCUGUCUGUGAAAGUCUGUACACAGAGGAUGAAGUGGAACAAGCUUCUGAUGAGGGCUUUGCAUGCACAUCUUGCACCCCAUAUGUUCCAAAACCUGUGGGUAAGUCUAAGAAUGACACACAACAUUUGAAGACAUGGAGACUCCGACUUCAAGUAUAAACACAGGAGAAUCUUGUAUGCACCGAUGACAUCUUUUUUGUUCCUUUCUCCCCCCCCUGCUUUUUGCCUUUCUUCAUAGUAGUAGAGUCAGCCAUUAUGGCAUCAAUAAAGAUCAAAGAGCCAGGUCAGUGUUUUUUCUUAACACAAACAAAAUAAGAAUUUCCAUUUGGUAUUUGUUUUAUCUUGAAAUGAUACGAUUGGCUAUUACACUUUACAGAACCCCAGUUCUACCGGUUGGAGGGUGUGUGGCUGACUGAGUCGGGUAUGUCCUUGCUUCGAAGCAUUUCCAUGUCUCCCCUGCACAAGAGGCGACAGCGUCGUUCCCGCCUUGGCACCAUAUGUUGUGAAGGAGGUCCUGAUGGAAUGGAUCUCAGGGAGGUCGAAGGAGAGGGAGAGGAUGGAAAAGGUUAGCUCUCUUUCCCCUAACCCACUGUCCUGUAACCAAUAACAAGAAGCAUUUUGAUUUCACAAUUAAUGCUAAAUGGUUGUACUUUGUGUUUUCAGGGGAGCCAAUGGAAUGUGAAACCAAAAUGGAGAACCCUGGGAGCCCUUAUAGAGAAGGUGGUGCUGAAAGGGAUGCAGGUGCAGAUGGGACUGAAGGGAUGGCUGACUGUGAGGGCCUGAAAGGUGGAGCAGAGGAGACAGAAGAUAGUAAAAAGAGGAAGCGGAAACCUUACAGACCUGGUAAGUGUACCACGAUAAAAGAAAUUACAUCCACAUGGAUGUCUGAGGAUUCAAAACAAUGAUUCUGAAUGAUUUAUUUUUCUAGGCAUUGGAGGCUUCAUGGUGCGUCAGAGAAAGUGUCACACACGGUUAAAGAAAGAAUUUUUCGCCCAGCUGGCUGGAGAGACUACUCUAGAUGGACAGCCAUUUGGGAGGACCAUUGAUGAAGGUUAGUGACAACAGUAUCUUUGCUGUCAAGUUCAUUUCCCCAAUAUCUCCAUGAUAAGGUGAUAAAAGAAUUGAGUAAUACAGAGAGGAAUUAAAUGUGUUACUCUGAAAAUGUGAAAAUUGAUGUAAAUUUAAUACAACAUUGAAUCUACUGUGUAAAGUCGCCUUUUAGCCACAUUAGCCUUAUUUUGAAUGAUCAACAUACUUGUUUGAAUCAAAAUGCUAUUUUUUGGUUUUAAUAUUGUGAACUUGUGAAACUGAAUCCUACAGUUAUGUGUGCAGGACCCCACCCUGACACAGAUAAUAUAAUGGACCCUAAACCACCAGAGGGUGAAGAACAAGCCAAGAAACGACGCGGCCGGAAGAAGAGCAAACUCGAGGACAUGUUUCCAGCUUACCUCCAGGUUUCAAGUCCUUCCUCACCCAUUUUUACUUUGGAAAUGUAAUGUAUCCAGUGUUACACCCUUAUCAUCUGUUUUUGAUCUUUCCACAUCAGGAGGCUUUCUUUGGAAAGACGCUAAUAGACUUGAGUAAGAAAGCCAUGAUGAUACCCCAAGGGCAGAGGACGGGCCCAUGCCUGGUCCGACCUUCAUUACCAGUACCGCCGGGGGUCAGAACUGCUGCCCCAGAGAGUAAGAGCCCUAACUUAACCUUUUAAAAUUUGAAAACUCUGCAGAUUAUUAGUGUGGAAAGGGUCCAUGCAGGGUGUCUGACCUUUGGGCUUCUCUUAAUAGCUGAGGCCAAGGAUCGUGUGAUGAAAGAUUUACCUCUCAAGCAAGAGGGGGGUGAGGCCCUCCAGGCUCAGGGAGAAGGUGCAGGUAAGGGUCUACUUGGAAAGCAAUACUUAAUUAUAAUGAUUCUAGUGUUAUGGCAAGUUUGUUUAAAAUUACACAUUUUCAGGAGCUUAUGCACCAUCCUCAUCGCUGAAGGACAGGAAGUCAAAUGAUCCUCAUGACUCUGAUGCAGAAAAAACUGAAGGUAAUCUAUCAGAGGACAUUUUUGCAUGAACAGUGUCAAUAUUAUUCAUGACCUGGUUUUUAUAUUAUGUCUUACAUUGUUUCAUUCUUUUAUAACAGGUCUUCCACAAGGGGUCGAGAGUCAGGACUCAGAGCAGUUCUUCAGAAAGGUUCUGGGAGUGUCAGAUGGCUCCUCUUUGGGUGGCAUAAAGCCCAUUUUGGAGGGCAGUAAGGGAGAACUCGGUCAAAGCGGUCUGCCACAAAGAGCUCUCCUCUCAGGUCUGUACCUGUAUAUAAUCAUACUAUUAACACAGUUCAAAGGUUUAAAGUGGGAAGUAUCAUAAGCUGUUCUCAGACAUGUACUCAGGAAAUUUGUAGAUAUUUCAGGAGCUCUGACCCUGAAAUUUACCUGACUUGAAUGUUAACACAAGUUCUCUCAGUGUACAGCCUUCCUUGUCUGUCAGAGGGUCAAAGAGAGGAUCUCAGGAGGCUGUCUGUGUUGUCAAAUAGAUGCUGCAGUCGUAACGGUGUAUCAUAAUACAACCUUAUCCAAGUUAAAAAGCACUGAUCCUUAAAUUUUACUUUUUCAUCUAAUUUUUUUUACUUCAAAGCUUGUUCUCUCUUUUUUGUUUCCCACUUAACCACUGGCAUGAGUUCAUAAAUUCACUGCUGUCUUAUUGCCAGUGAUUGCAAUAAAGUAAUACAGUGCUUUCUUUUGAGAUUUGCUCACAUGUUGAAUCCGAAUCCUUGGCACUUGUCAGCAGUGGGAGCGUAAUUUGGUGAAAAACAUAACUACCAUGGUCUGUUUUGUGAAAUUGUAGUGAUACAUUUUGUAAUAGAGUGUCAAAACACACUCCUAUUACUCUGGCGAUGCUAAUGGAGUAGUGGUGUGAUACAGAGAUUCCGUACUGGGAGCAUUUUUUGGCAAGCGAUAUAAAUGUACCUUACACCUCUCCUGAAAUCCUAAAUACAGAUUUUGUAUUCGAGUGCUGAAACAUGCUCCCAUUAUUCUUACAGUCUGUUACUACCGUAGUAUUUUCAAGUAAGCAGCUAUACAAGGCAACACCAGCCUAGUGAUAUUGAAAAAAAUUGUUACCUGUAGCUCACCUGGGCAAUUUUGGUAAACUGUCAGGAGCUUUGAUCAUGUCUGAAAAGGGGUGUUUAAGAAUUUGUGAUGAUUUUGACAGUAUAAAAUUUCUUGCAGGGUCCCUGCCCUCAGCUGGAAUGAUGGAUGCUUUUCCCGGUCUGUCUCAGUCACCAUUCUUUGACAUGCGGUAUGACUGGUUACUGAAUUAUCUGGAAAUUUUCCUUUCACACUAGAGUGCAGUAAUGUUCUUCCCAACUAUCUAUGCCCCAAAUUUAAUAAAAGUCAAUAUUCCCUGGUUUGCAGGGACCGAGGAGGACUGUUCAGUCCAGACGGGGGUGAUGAGAGCCCCUGGGCCACUCCUUCGACCCCAGCAACUCCCUCCUCCCCACCAACCCCCACCGAGGUAGAGGGUGAUGGGCUGUCCUAUAACCAGCGUAGUCUCCAGCGAUGGGAGAAAGAUGAAGAGCUCGGGGAGCUCUCAACCAUUUCCCCUGUGCUUUAUGCCAACACCAACUUUCCAACCCUCAAACAAGACUACCCAGGUAAGUGCAGACAGAAUACAUUUAGUGUUGGGUCCAGAAAGUCAGCUUUAUCAAAGUGUUAUGCCUCGUCAAUAUAUGAUCAGCCGUCUUAAAAGAGCAUAAGUUUUUUCAGUGGCUUUGAAAAAAAAAUCUGCAUUUAAAGGCCUGGAAAAAUAAUCUGUAUGCAAGGCUGGGAACAGAAUAAACACAUGCAAAUUGAGCUGUAGUGUCACUAUUUUCACAGGAUCCAUAAGUUGCCUCAAAGAUAGAAGGGGUGGUCUUUCCAUAAGAUUUCUUUGUUGGACCUAGUUUGGAAAGUCUGCAUUUUCAGCUGCCCAAAACAGUUGUCCAUGUACAGGAAUGACAGAAGUGCAUCAAUUUAACAGUUUUCCAUUGAUAUGUUUCCAUGUAAACAGUCUCUAAGAUACUGAGCAGUUGUUAAAAUAUUUCUCCCGUCAUAGACUGGGCUAGUCGCUGUAAGCAAAUCAUGAAGAUCUGGAGGAAAGUGUCAGCUGCUGACAAGGUUCCAUACCUGGUAGGUUGCCUGUUUUUUGUUGAAUGAAAUAAUUAUUUUUAACUAAGUGUAGGGCAGUACAUGGCACAUCUCUCACUGUGUAUUAUGGAUCUGCAACUAAAGCAGACUGUAACAACCCAUAAGUCUUCUUUUGUGUAACAUGCAUAUGCAAAAAUGUUCACCUUAUUAUGUCAUUUCUUUCUGUAGCAAAAGGCCAAAGAUAAUCGGGCAGCUCAGAGGAUCAACAAGGCACAAAAGGUAAACUAAGAUGGGUACUUUUGGAAUGAAAGAUGAGUGCUUUUUAUUUUAGCUGAGCAGAAAUUGAAUUUGGUUGUUUGUUCUCUUCCUAAAGCAGGCAGAGAGUCAGGUUUGCAGGCCGGUCAAGAUGGAAGCUGGGCGUGUGAAAGGAGAACGGCCCAGUCUACACCUCCAGAUCCCUCCACCAUCAGGCUCUGCAUCAGUUUCUUCCCAGCCCAGCUCUGCAGAGAGCCCAUUUCCCUUCCCUCCAGAUUCAGGAUCAUCCUCUGUCUUUUUCUCAGAUGGACAUGUUAAGACCCCAGGGUCUGCUGAAAUCCGGACAGACCCUUUAGCUAAGCUGCCUCCUCAGUCACCCCACUCUCAUUCCCACCCAACCACUCCCUUCUCCCAUGCUGGGGCCAGCCCCUUGCAGGCCUCUUCCUCAGGUUAUUCCACUUCCGGCCCACAGGGUCCUCCUCAGGGACGGCCAGCCAGUCUUGGCCCCUUUGACAUGCAACCAGGAACUCCUGGAACCCCCAGACGGGCUCAGCAGGUUGACCCCUAUUUCAGAUCUCAGCUGCAGCAGCAACAAAGUCAUCUACCACAAACACAGCAGGGCUCUCAGGAGCCCCUAGGACCCCCUGAAAGCCCUCAUUCAAGAGGUGCUGGGCUUGGGGAGUCACCGAUCUUCUCCCCAUCCCACAGUACCCACUAUGGAGACCCUUUCAGAAACCAGCAAGGGAUGGUACGGCCUGAUUAUGGUUCAUCCCCAUCACCAUCUGCAGUGGCUUCCUCACCUGCCAGCCUAGGGCAGUACAGGGCUGAUAUGAGUGCACCUUCUCCACGCGCCUCCUCAGUAGGACGUCAGGACCUAUCCACCGGUUCCCCUGCUGGUGCGAUGGAGUCUGGAGAUGGUUUAUUUAAGGCACCUAUGACACCACGAAUGCACCAGGGAGAGGGUGGGGCUCUUCACCCUGGAGCCUCCCCAAGCCACCCAUCUGAAGGCUACAGGCAGUCUCCUUCCCACCCUUUCUCUGAUGCACAUGCUCAGUCAUCACUAGCUCCCAGACCACAAUCAGGGGACAAUUGUCCUCUUGGGCCCCAAAGACAUCCAGGGGGUCAACAAGAGCUAUGCUCUAGAGUGCCCUCCAGUCCACAAUCCCAGGGCAGCUCUCAGUCUCCUCACACUCCUGGGGGUAUCUCUAAUGACGGUUACUCGGUCCAGUCUCCUGCAACCCCACGUUUCCAAUCCCCAGACCCUUGUUCUCAGCCCCCUUCAAGGCCACAAUCUAGAGACCCUUAUACAACGAUCCACAAACCCCCUCGUCCCUCUUCCGCUGCCCCAGAAGGAACUACAAGCUACAAAGGUUCACCUCACCCUCACCAGCCGCCUCCAUCCCAGCCCUCCAACACUUCCUUUGGGGAUUCUCUUUCUGGUAAACCAUCAGCACCUCUGCCUUUCAACAGCAGCCCCAGCUCCGGAGGUUUCCAAGUAACUCAACAACAGAGCCCAAUGUUACAGGGUCAGCUUCAGCAAUCACAGCAACAGACUCAGCAGAAUAUUGGGCCAGACAAUUUCAGCUCCAGGGUGCCACCUUCAUCUGGAUCUCAAGAACUACAAGCUGUGCACCCUCCAGAUGGACCUCAUCAACCAGCAUUGCCAGGCACUCAAGAUAUGCCUGACAUUUCAGCAGUGCAGGACCCUUCACUUGUAGGCCUCAGCCCUUCAGAAUUAGAGAAACACAGACAGGUACUAUACAAAAAAGCCCCUUGACUUAAAUUCUUGAAUGCUCUCUUAAGAAUGUUGCUCAUCUGUGUUUUUUUUUCUUCUAUUAGCGCCAGAGACUGAGAGAAUUCUUGAUCAGGCAACAAAUGCAAAGAAAUUCAAUUAGACAAGAGAAGGAGGCUGCUGCUGCUUCUGGCAGUGCAUCCUCUGGCUGGGCUGGAGGGGAAGUGGGAGCCUUUCAACAGGAGAAGGCCCACAGAGCACCACCACCCUACCCACAGGUAAAACACCUUCACAGUAUCCUCUUACACAACUUUGCAACAGUGUUGGAACAGUCCCGCCAUCCCUAGGCCCUUGUACUUACACCUUGUAAUUGUACCCAGAAAUGGCAUUAUAUGGGUGUCCCACUGUGUGGUAACACAUCGAAUUAUAGCGCUGCGGAAGCUUGAAAGGCAUACCUUGUAAACACACAGCUGGAGCACCACAUAUGCACACUCACAUUCACAUACAUAUAGUGCUGCUCUGUCCUGCCAACUUCAAUGCUCCACAUCGUCACUUUCCCCUCAUAUUCUGCCAUUAUUACUACCUAGCAGUAAGGUGACUUUGCCUGGGCAUUAUCCCUCAGUUUGUAAAACAUUUUACACAAAGGGGCAUAAAUAUCUUGCCUUGAAAAUGCAGUAUGUAAUCGCAGAGUGUUUCCAAACUUAUGAAAAGAAGCUGUCUGAUGUCUCAAUAAAAGACAAGCAAGAAGUAAGUGCAUGCUCGACUGGAGACCACAUGGAAAAUCAAAACUGUUUUUAUUAAAUAAGGACAGAUAAAUCAUUUACUGUAGCAUGGUUCAUACAGCAUGGCUGCUCUUGUGUAUUAAAAUCAAUUUACCUAAUGUUAGUAAACGGUGCAUGCAACUGUGUGACUUAAUAAGGAAAAUUGCAAGUAGCUUUGAGUAACCAAAAAAAUGUAUAUAUACAGUAUAUAUAUAUAUAUGUAUAAAUAAAAUUCAACAAUACAUCUAUCUGUUUUUGGUAUUCCCUCUUGCUUCAGGACCGCGUUGCUGCUGCUCCUGCUGGUGCUCAGGUUUCUGUUGCAGGAAAGAUUCCUUUAGCUGUUGGAGGUAUGGGGGAAAAACUCAUUCGCCAACCGCUUACAGGAACUCCCACUAUCAUGGAUCCAACUGCACAAAGGUCAGCUCCUCAAUGAAGUUCAUUCAAAGUUUAUGUUGAAUAUAUGGACAUAAUUCUGCUCCCCCAAACAAGGUUUUGCAGUAUAAGGUAUUAAAAUUGAAAAUAUAUCUUUGUGUGUCUGUUUCUUCAGGCCGGCAGGGCCAAUGCAACCUCAAGGCAUGUUUCCCCGUCCACCUUUCCACCCACAGUGGCAGGGUCAGACUCCAGGUCCAAGGAGGUUCCCCCAGCCGGGCAUGGAGGCUAUGCGGAUGAGGCACAACCUAAACCCUGCUGUUAACAUCCAGGGUAUUGAAGGCAUUGCCAACCCUGGUGUAAUACCAGGACACGCAGGGGAAACAAUGCAGCCAAUGGGCCAAGGACCCCCACCACAGUUCAUUGAAUUACGACACAACUCCCAAAGGCUUCCCCUACGACCACAGUUCAUGCCUCGUGGACCCCAGCCUAGGCCACGUAUGUUUGUCCCACAGCAAGAGAUGACAGCGCCAUAUGGCCAACAACAUCCCAUCACACAAACUAGUGACAUUCAAACAGAAGGGGGCAGUAGCUUACAGCUUGGAUUACAGCAGGGUGGACUGUCAAGCUUGCUGCCUCAGCAGUCUGCUGGACCAGUGGCACAACAGCCCCACCUGCAUCCACAGACAGCUUCUUCCACUGAGCAACAUCAGCUCCCACAGCAAAGCUUGGUCCCAGGGUCUCAGACUGCCACAGCAGAAAACAGUGAGGAACUGCCAGAGCCCGACCUUGAAGGGCUUGGAGAUGCCCCAGGAGAUGGUGGUGUGGAAGAUGAGGAUGAUUUAGCUUUAGAUUUGGACCCUGACAAAGGAGAUGAUGAAUUGGGUAACCUUGACAACCUUGAGACCAAUGAUCCACAUCUGGAUGAUUUGCUAAACAGUGAUGAGUUUGAUCUCUUGGCUUACACGGACCCUGAACUGGACCAAGGAGACCCCAAAGAUGUUUUCUCAGAUCAGCUGCGGUUGGUGGAAGCAGAGAGUGAAGUUCCUUCAUCCUCUUCUGGAUCUGUUUCUGUCAAAGUGGAAGAUAAAGUCAAAAUAGAGCCAGGGCUGAAGUCUCUCCCAACAGCCCCUGCUUCUGCAGGAGGGGCUGCCACUCAACCAGCAUCUACAGAAACUACUGAUACCUCCAAAACCAAAGCCGAGGACAGAGCUCAGCAGCAGCCAGGACAGGCUGUAGUAAAAGAUGAAUUAGGAGAAGCUGUGUCAAUAGUUCUUGGAGGAAACACACCAUCAGCCAAGCCUGCCCAAGCAGAAAACCAGUCAGCUUCCCUCAGUUCAGUUCGAUUAGGUGGACUACAGUACCCCCUGCCAGGUCAGACUGAUGCAUUACCUUUUAGUUCAGCUGUUCCACAUGCAGACAUUGGUGAUGACUCGCUGGGACUGCCUGAUGUAGGGGGACAACACUCACCUGCUGUAGAUUUGGCAAAGGUAGAGAGCUCUUUAGAUGGUGAACUGCCUCUUCUGAUACAAGAUCUGUUGGAGCAUGAGAAAAAGGAGCAACAGAAACAGCAACAACAGCAACAGCUUAGUUCUCUCCAUCAAGGAGGCAUGGCACCUCAUUUUCCUGGUCUCCCAAAUCAACAGCCAAACCCACAAGCACCUGGGCAGAUAAUUCUGCAGCAGCACCAUCGUCCACCACACCCAGGAAUGAUGGCCCAACCAGGGAUGGUUCCCCGUGCUCCACAUAUGCUUCAACAGCAGCAGCAGCAGCAGCAGCAGCAAAGACUCAUGGGAAGUGGAAUGGCACCUCCUCUUCAUAUGGCAAUGACUCAACAGCAAGCCAUGAUGAGGAUGGGGCAGCCAGGGAUCCAUCCAGGUCUCAGUCAUCAACAGCAGCCUCAGCAGAUAGUUAAACAGGCACCACUGGCCAACAGUUUCUUCCCAGAUAAAGGUACAUACUGUGCAGUUUUUAUUCUCCUUUGUAUGAAUUAUAGUAUUUCUUUUUCUUCACCAACAAUGAUUGUCUCAUUCUUUCAGAUUUAGACAAGUUUGCGACGGAUGACAUCAUGGAUCCAAUUGCAAAAGCAAAGAUGGUAGCUCUUAAGGGCAUUAAGAGAGUGCUAACACAGGAUCCAAUGGUUGUUCCACCUGGCAUUAAUAGGUAUGUUUUGAUUUUAAAGCGCCAAUUAAUUCUUUGGUGUUAAUUUUAGCUACUAUGGUCAUUGUUUUAAUCUACUUUAAAGUUAGUAAAAAAACACUUAGUUCCUCUUUUGCUGAUUUGAACUAAGUCUUGGCACCAACAGGAGGUAUUCAGUUCCCAUUUAAGAUUAGAAGUCUGCACUUUAUAAAAUAACUAUUCCAGAUUAUUCUGGAAUUCUGAAUUAUUUACCCUUAAGAGGUGACCCACAUCAAUCAUGUUGACCGUCAAAACUGUUGUAGAAAUCCGGCCGGUGUUUCUGCAUGUCUCCAUAACGUCUAGCCCUUAGUCGCUAAUUAACUGUCAAAUAAUAACUUAUUUGUAUUUUGCUGUGCAUGCAAUAUGAAGUAAUUAUCAGCAGCAUACCUCCUCCCAAGUUGAUGAAAAUCUGGAUUCUGUGAAAAAACUGAAGAUAAUUUAUCUGACUGUGCUCUCAGAGUAAUGAAUUAUGUUGGAUGAAAAUUGAUUUUAAUUCUUUUUUUUCUUUACUAUUUUCCAAUUACUCUAAUUUACCAAUCAAGAGCACAAAAUAAAUUCUAGCCAUAAUGUACAUGAAAUAUGAAGACUACUCAUAUGCAGCCUGCAGCUACUGAAAUUUUGCAGUGUGACAAUAUUGAGAUGGUAUAAAUAGGUAGAUAGUAAAAGGUAUGGGCUGUUUGUCCUCUACAAAACCCACUUGAAACCUAGUUUCUGUAUACUAGACAAUUUUAUAGUUAACCAUCUGAACUCUUUUUAGGCAACAAGUUUCUUUGCUUGCUCAGAGGCUGUCCUCUGCCCCAGGCACGGAUCCAGCUCAACAUGGAUCUGGACCCUCAAAGGUAUUUUUUAUUAUCUACCAGAUGUGAGUGACAUACCUUUAUGAUUUUUGGUGUUGUUUAUUUUAAUGCCUCCUCUUUGUUUUCAGGAGGGAGAAAUAGGUGAUCCCACCCAGUCAAGACCCAACCCUCCCCAGUUUGUGCAAGGAAUUAUCAGUAUGUUAACCCAUUAUUAUGUUUUGUUAGAAUGGAUUUGAUGCAUGGAUAACUGUUCUGUCCACAUACUCUGGUAAAUUUAAUAUGUCACCCCCCUUCUGUUACAAAUGAUGCAUUAAAAUGCCCUCUUCUGUUACAGACGAUGCAGAACAGCACCAGUAUGAGGAGUGGCUUCUUCACACGCAGCAGUUACUUCAAAUGCAGUUGAAAUUUUUGGAGGAGCAGAUUGGAGUUCAUCGCAAAUCUCGUAAAGCCCUCUGUGCUAAGCAACGCACUGCAAAGAAAGCUGGCAGGGAAUUUGCUGAGGCAGAUGCAGAGAAACUUAAGUUGGUUACAGAGGAGCAAAGCAAAAUUCAGAAACAGCUUGACCAGGUGCGUGCAUAACUGCUAUGCUACUUUUUUUUUUUUUUACAGCAAAGAUAAUUGGCAUGUUUUUCAUCACUCCCUGUUUAUUACUUUGCUUUAGGUACGCAAGCAGCAGAAGGAGCACACCAACCUUAUUGCAGAGUAUAGGAGCAAGCAACAGCAGCAUCAGCAAGGCUCGGGUCUUAUUCCUCCAGGUCAGUCUGCACAGGGGGGAGGCCCUCAUAUGUUUCCCAAGAUGCCUGGUCAGAUGGUCAUGGGCCAACAGGGAACGCCUCUAAUGGGCCAGCACCCUGGCAUGAUGCCCCACAGUGGAAUGCCUGUCAGAAUGCCACAGGGGCAACCUUUUAUGAGUGGAGCCCAGCCACAGCAUCCUGCAGCCCUUGGAGCCGGUGGUGUGAGACCCCAAGGUCCACCAGGUGCUCCUGCAGGAUUUUUCCCACAGGGGCCAGGAAUGCAAGGUGCAGAUCCAAGACUUCUUCAUGAGAGACAGCUUCAACAUAGGAUGCAGAUGGCAAAACUCCAACAGCAGCAGCAGCAGCAGGCGAUGAUGGGCCAGCAACCAUUGCCACACCCAAAUCAACAGCCUGGCUUAAUCACACAAACACAGUCUGGUAUGAUGCAGAAUCCACUUAUGGCCCAACAACAAGCAAACCCUCAACAAGUAAUGCUAACAAGCCAAGCAAAUCAGCAGAGCAUGGGCCAGGUUCCGCAAGGAAUGGUCGGAGGUCAGUCUGGAGCUACACUGCCACAGACCCUCCCAGGAGGACAGCCUAUCAACCAUGCUCAAGGCAUGAUGCCAGCUCAGCCAGGUAUUAUGGGGAACCAUCCAGGUGUACCACAGCCACAGAGGCCUCAGAUGAUGAUGGGACAACAGGGAAUGGUUGGAUCUCCAGGUCAUCCUGGCCUCAGAGGUCCUCAGGCCCAAUUGACUCCACAACAACAGAACAUUCUGGCUCAACGCAUGCUGGCAUCUCAACAACAACAGCAACAACAACAACAGCAGCAGCACAAUGCUGCAAAGAAUCUGGGCCAUCUGCAGCAGCAGCAGUUGGCACAGCAAAGACAGUCAAUGCAGUUGAUCAGCCAACCAAGUCAAGAGCAGGGAGUGCACUCUCAACCCUCAACUCCACAGAUGGGCUCCUCACCUUCAGCUGGAAGUAACACCCCACAACCACAGGGGGCUACAGACAGCCAAACCUCAGGCCCCAAAGAGGGUGGGAUCCUCAGUCCUGAUUCAAGAACGCCACCACAGCAGACUGGACCCCCUACUCCUAACCAGAUAUCUCAAGGUUCCACAAAUGAUCACCAAACUGAUGUGGGCAGAAAGGAGCUACAACAACAACAACAACAGCAGCAGCUAAACCAGGUGAACAUGGCCCAGCAGCAGCAGCAGCCAAAUUCUCAGUCUGUACCUGAGCAACAAGCGGGUGUGGUUGGAAACCAACCAACUGUUGUGCAACAGCAGCAACAACUCCAGCUCACUCUUCAGAGGCAAGGUUCAUCAGGUGUGGACAGGCCUGCUUUGAUGACUGUUAAAGAAGAGGGUAAACCAGGCGAUUUCUUAGCUCAGCAGCAACAACAGCAAACAGUUCAAAAUGCUAUGCAGCAGUCACAAGAUCCCAGUAUGCUGCAGCAGAUUCAAGGCCAGAACCAUCCUGGCCAGCCACAGCCUGGUGUGAUGAGCCACAGUCCACAACAGCAAGCUCUCAUGGCCCAGCAACAGAAACAACAGGCCAUGAUGGGCAUGAUGAGAGCCCAGCAACAGGGGAUGAUCAUACAGAGGCCUGGACUUCCACCUGGACAAAUCCGCACCCAGAUCAACAUUCAGGCAAUUAUUGCUCAAAAUCCCCAGCUCCGUGGUCUCCCCCCUAACCAGCAGAUACAGCACAUCCAGGCUAUGAUUGCCCAGCGGCAGCUCCAGCAGGGGCAGAUGCUACGGAUGUCAAUAAAUCAAGGCCAGCAAAAUCAAUUACGACCUCACAUGCCCCCAGGCCAGGUGCCACAGAUUGGACAUCAGAUGCCAGGGAUGGAAGGCCAACAGAUGCCAUAUGGUGCCAUGGGGAAACCAGGACUACCGGUCUCCAAGCAACAGUUGGGCAUGAUGGGCCAGCAACCUGGAAUUGCGCCUCAGAUACAGCAGGGGAUGAUGCUACCAGGGCAACAGCAGCCACAAGCAGGGGAAAUGAUGCAACAUAUGUUGAGGGGCCAGGUACCAGUUUCACCUUCCACUGCAGAUCAGGGACGCAUGAUAACAUCUCCUCGUCAGCCAUUGCCCAACUCUCCAGGGGAUCCACAAAGGCAUACAUUCAAUCAAGCUAUGGGGAUGCGUCCACCAACCCCCAAUCAGAACCCACAAGCACUAAUGGCUGCUGCAGGAGGCCGCAUGCAGGGCUCUCCAUCCCAUGCAUAUUCUCCAAGAGGUCCCUACGGUAUGAGCCCAGCUCACCCUGCAUCACCCCAUCCAUCUCAUGUCUCCUCACCCAUUGCUGGCAGGGGAAGUCCUUACAGCCAAGUCAAGGCAUCUCCACUCAGGUCACCUGGAGCCAAGAGUCCACUUGACUGCCCAGCAUUGAAGCUAGAAGCUCAGACUUCUGGCCAUGAAACACCUCAUACAGUCCCAGGUAUCCCAAAUGGUCCACAGAAAGACAUCGGUGUUUCACAACAGCCACAGCAGGUCACAAACAGCAGUGUUUCAGACACCCACCAAGGCUCAGGAGGAGGGGAGCUCUGCAGGACAACCCUACAAAACAUUAAACAGGAACCAAGAGAGGUUCAGUGUGAUGGUGUGGCUGAGGCUCAUCCUGGCACUAUAAAGCGAGAAGCAGUUAGUGAAACAGUUGCUUCUGGGAACAAUACAGGCUUUAUUCAUUCUGGAAACAUGGCUGGAGGCCCUGAGAGUCCGGGCCCAAGAUCAGAGACUGGACAGCAACUUCUACAGAAACUCCUACGAACAAAGAACCUUCAGCUUGGUGCUCAGAGACCCUCUGAGGGCAUCCACAAUGAGAUUAAUGGCCACAUCAACAGCAAACUAGCAAUGUUGGAGCAAAAACUUCAAGGAACUCCAAGAAACAUGGAGGUAUUAUUCAUUUAGUGCAUUCAGUCUGACACAAUUAUGUUGUAAGUGGGGUAAGAAUUUUGUCCUUUUAAAAAAAAUAAAUUCUCUCAUUUUACAGGAUUUACAGUCUAUAACUAAAAAGCCCCCUGCACAAAAACCAAAGCGCACUAAUAAGGCAGCUGGGGACCGAGGGCCCAAUGCACGUAAGAAGAAUAAAAAGGAAGAAGUUGGAAAAAGUGCAGAAGCCCUGAUUAAGCAACUCAAACAGGUAAAAUGCUGGCAUUUUAAACUCCUCCAUCAACAUUUACCAUUUAUGUUUCUAGUUUAUUCUUUGAGCACUUCUUAAUGAUGUGGAAUAAUGGGAACUUACAUUCCAGGGUCUCUCUCUGCUGCCCCUGAUGGAGCCCUCUAUCACUGCCAGUCUGGACCUGUUUGCUCCCUUUGGAAGCAGCCCAGCUAAUGGAAAAGCCCAGCUCAAAGGAUGCUUUGGAAAUGCAGUGCUGGACAAUAUCCCAGACUACUACUCUCAGUUACUUACUAAGGUAUAAUUGCCUUCCAUUAUGCACCAAGGGUUGGCUUUUUCGGGUUUUUUCAGAUGGUGUAAAGUUAUUUUUUAGGAACAAUGGUUGUUUUUGACACUGAUGUUUUGUGUUUUCACAGAGUAAUCUCAGCAAUCCACCAACACCUCCAUCCUCCCUGCCACCUACUCCCCCACCCUCAGUGCAGCAUAAGCUGCUGAAUGGAGUGACACCUGGGGAGGAACUGUCUGAGGGUCAGAAAGACACAGAGCAAGCUGAAGAACCAAUGGGUAAACAAUGGGGGAUUUUGCAUUAAAAAGAUGAAGAAAUUGAGAAAAAAAACUAUAUAUGCACAAACAAAUAGUAGAUUGACUUAGUGUUGUUAAUAAUGUCUCCCUUUCAGAUUGUGUUACUGAGGAGGUGAAGAGUGUAGACAUUCUGGCAGCUCUCCCCACUCCACCACAUAACCAAAAUGAGGACAUCAGGUACAAUACAAACAAUCUCUCGGGUUCUGUGUAAACCUGAAGUCAUGGAUUAAUUGUUGUUGAGGAGCUAUAAAUGCAGCUAUCCACUUUUUCUCUUUUUAACAGGAUGGAGAGCGAUGAUGAGGAUGCCCCAGAAAGCAUCAUCCCAGCAUCCUCUCCUGAGAGCAACAUAGGAGAUGCUACACCACGUUUCCCCCACCUCCGGGAGCCUAAAGAGGAGGAAACAGAGAGAGCAAUAUCCCCUAUCAUCCCCCUCAUACCUCGCACAGCCAUACCAGGUAUAAUACAGCAUUCAAAUCUGUUAUUCCCUCAAACAAAAGCAGCCAUCCUGUUUGUGCUUUGUUUAGUCUUUCUGUUCAGCCUUAUUGUACCUUUACUCUCAGUGCUGUUGAUGGAUUUGUACCAUAAAACUGAUUUGCAACUUUUCAAUUAUAGCAUUUCCAGAAAAUAAACCACUUGAAGGAGCUGAUGGCAAGGUCGUUUCUACAUCCAACCAUUGGGACAAGAGUAAAAACAACGAGGUGUCUGUUACCUUCAUGCUGUCCUCUGCUGCAGCCAAGGUACGAUGCCAACAAACCGCCUGAGCGUGUGUAAUCCUCUUUAAUUUUCUUUGAAGCUAACAGAAACCUGAACCUGACUCUUUUUCUAGAAACUGAACCAUGUAAUGAUGGCCAUGGCCCAGCUGCUGAACAUCAGGAUGCCAGGUUCCUAUGAGGUGACUUUCCCUUCCCAAAACUCAGAUAUGCCUGGAGCUGAUGGGCCAGGGAAAGGACCAGGACAGUCAGGUUUGUAUUUUCAGACUUGGAUUUGUUUUGACUUUGUUGAUGUCUUAAAACGGCAAGUUUGUGAAUCUAUUCUCUAAAACUAACUUCAUGUGGUCGUUUUCUAGGAGUGCUUUGUACAAAGGAUGGCCCCUCACCCAGUCAGGAUGAGUGGCUAAGACAGUUUGACGUCUCUCUUCCAGGCUGUACUCUAAAGAAACAAGUGGAUAUCCUGGCUCUCAUAAAGCAGGUCAGUCAUCACAGAUCAUUCAGGGACAGUUAAACUGAUCUUUCUGGGGGGUAUAGAUCUCAAAUGUGAUUUUUCUUUCUCAGGAAUUCCCUGAAAAGGAGGAUAAACCAGCCCAGCACUGUUACACAACCAAAGUAAAUGACCUGGAUGUGCGGCAUCUUCCUGCUAUCCCAGUGGAAGAAUCUCCACCUCCUUCACCAUCCCCUCCAGAUCCUCUCCCACCUGUCCCAGUUGAAACUACUGAACCUGAACCUCCAAAAAAUCUAGCUUCCCCAUCUCCCGCUCCCUCCAGCCCUACCAGUGUGCAGAUCAAGACUGAGCCCGAACAGCCCGUUGAUCCUCCUACUGAUGCUCCCUCACCUGCUGAUGUCCCAGAAUCUGAUGCUGCUGCUCCACAGUCAGUCACAGAUUCAACAACUCUUCCUGAAGUUUCAGAUGAAACUGCUCCUACUGAGGAUCAGCAGAGUCUUGCUGUCAAGGGGGAAGACUCGGCCACUGAUCCUGUCCAGCCUCCUGAAGAUCCUCCCAAUGACGUGGAGUCUUCCCCUAAGGCCAUCAAGCAACGCAGGCCUAUGUCCCCCGAUGAAGAGGUGGUUCACCCCAAAAUGAAAAAAUGGAAAGGGAUUCGCUGGAAACGUCUGCAGAUGGUCAUCACAAUACGUAAAGGUGGUUCUAAGAAAGAGAGCAGUCGCGAAGUGUCAGAGCUGAUGGAGCGUCUACGCAUAACUCUUCGACCUGACAAGCUGCCUCGGGAUAAACGCAAAUGCUGCUUCUGCCACGAGGAAGGUGAUGGAGCCACAGAUGGCCCGGCCCGACUGCUCAAUAUCGAUGUGGACCUUUGGGUGCACCUUAACUGCGCCUUGUGGUCUACAGAAGUGUAUGAGACGCAGGGAGGGGCCCUUAUCAAUGUUGAGGUAGCUCUGCGUCGUGGUUUGCGGACGCUGUGUGCAUACUGCCAGAAAACAGGUGCCACCAACAGCUGCAACAGACUGCGCUGCCCGAAUGUCUACCAUUUUGCCUGUGCCAUCAGAGCACGCUGCAUGUUCUUCAAAGACAAGACCAUGUUGUGCACCCAGCACAAGCUGAAGGGCCCCAGCGAAGACGAACUCAUCACAUUUGCUGUUUUGCGGCGCGUCUACAUCGAGCGCGAUGAGGUGAAGCAGAUCGCCAGCAUUCUACAGCGAGGUGACAGGAUCCACCUGUUCCGAGUCGGCGGUCUUAUCUUUCAUGCUGUUGGUCAGCUGCUUCCUUCCCAAAUGGCAAACUUCCACUCAUCCACCGCCAUCUUCCCUGUUGGUUAUGAGGCCACACGCAUCUACUGGAGCACACGUGUCCCCAACAAGCGCUGCCGUUACCGCUGCCGCAUCAAUGAGGAUGAUGGCCGACCCCUGUUUGAGGUGCGAGUUCUGGAGCAGGGCAUGGAGGAUCUGCACUAUCGUGACACCACCCCAGAGGGUAAGUACCAAAGCACUGCUCCCACAUUAUUUUACAAAGUUUCUUUCACUCUUUACUGAAAUGAAGUCCACUCACUGUUAAUUGUAAUUAAUUUGACAUCUCUUGUCAAAAGGAAUCUGGGAGCAGGUGGUUCAAGAGGUGGCGAAACUCCGAGAUGAAUCAUCCAUGUUGAAGUUGUUCACUGAACAUGUAAAGGGGGAGGAGAUGUAUGGCCUCACCAUUCAUGCUGUCAUGCGCAUCACAGAGUCGGUAAGGAUGGACACAAGGAGAAAUGUGUCAACUUUUUUCAAAUGUGGUUUUGUCUUUGUAUUUCACUUGUGUUGAAGCUUUCUGCAUUUACUUAUAUAUACUGUGCAUACACACAUAUAUGAAGAAAGAGAGAGUUUAUAAGAGUAAACUAACAGUGAGAAGAGAAGCAUUACUGACAAACAGACUGCAACCAGACUCAAAAUACCACCUACUAUCUAAGACCUGUGGGCCUCAGGGUCACACAUACUUGCUGUGAUAUACGGUUCAGCUGUACAUCAAAGAGCGUUACUAACAAGAUUUUUAUUUGACUUUAUUAUUUUACAGUUGCCUGGAGUUGAGAACUGCCAGAACUACCAGUUCAGAUAUGGUCGCCACCCUCUGAUGGAGCUCCCUCUCAUGAUCAAUCCCACAGGCUCUGCUCGUUCUGAGCCCAAAGUUGCCACACAGUGCAAAAGGUAAAGAAGCAAUAUUUUGAUGUACGAGCUAGACUCUGGUGGGCAUACCAUGAAGUAAACAUGUGUGAUCACUCUAAAGUCAUUUCUAGCAUGACACCUUGGUCCUUAGCAUAUAAUUGUCUCCUCACAAUAGUUAUUCUCAUAAAAAAAAAUAACAAAAAAAAUCCUAAAAUUAUUUUUCCAAUUUUAAUUAAAAGCUUUUUAAGUGAAUUAUUUCAUGUACUGUUGUUAUAGACAUUUCUCUCCCAUUAACAAUUCAUUUGUUAAGUAAUCUUGCAAAUAUUCUGGAUACUCACUCACAUUUUCAUGUCUGUUAACUUUUUUCCUCAAGGCCUCACACACUAAACAGCACCAGCGUGUCAAAGGCCUACCAGAGCACCUUCACCGGAGAACUCAACACACCAUACAGCAAGCAGUUUGUCCACUCCAAGUCAUCCCAGUAUCGUCGUUUAAAGACCGAGUGGAAGAAUAACGUCUAUCUGGCACGGUCACGUAUUCAGGGUCUGGGUCUGUAUGCUGCUAAAGAUCUGGAGAAGCACACCAUGGUCAUUGAGUACAUUGGUACCGUCAUCCGCAACGAGGUGGCCAAUCGCAGAGAGAAGAUCUAUGAGUCUCAGGUAAUUGAACUUAUUAACCCCUGUGGAAAAGAAGUAGGAUACAGGUUUUCUGUGUCAACAAAACAAUUUUAUAAUGAGUUUUACAACUUUUACUUCUCUACCAAAAUGGGAAUGCCAGGCUUUUAACAGGACCUUACAGGUCAGCUGAUAGGUUGACAGACCAAAACAAAGGCGGCGGCCUCCGUUUGGAACAGCCAGCUAAUGUUAGAGGUCUGAAAGAGGGAGAAAAUAAAUAUGCUUGAUUUUGUCAGUAUGUUUAUAGUUAUGCAUGACAUUUUUGGCAACAUUUUGUUUAACUACCAAGCACAGGAGUUUUCUGUUAAGUCUGAGAAUCUCUGCGGUAAAGGAAAAAAGACAUUAGUGUGGAAGCAUUUUUGUUUCAGUGCAAGGCCAAACUGUCUUCCACUGCUGCAAGAAGAUGUUAAAUUUUAGUUGAAAUCUUAAUUUUGACCACAGAAUUGUCAUCAUUUGUUCUUCAUUUUCUUUUUCCUAGAACCGUGGGAUCUACAUGUUCCGCAUCAACAAUGAGCAGGUGAUUGAUGCAACUCUGACGGGUGGCCCAGCUCGGUAAGUGUUCAUUAUGAUUUAUAGCUCUUCGUCAACCCUCUGGUAAAUUAUUUGUUACAUUAAUUUGAUGGUCUUCUCUCUCCCAGCUACGUCAACCAUUCCUGUGCUCCCAACUGUGUUGCGGAGGUGGUAACGUUCGACAAAGAAGACAAGAUCAUCAUCAUUUCCAGCCGGAGAAUCCCCAAGGGUGAAGAGGUACAGGGCAUUUAACAACUCAUACUGUAUGUUACAUUUCUGUGAAUUUUGUCAGGGAAUUUUUUUUAAACAUCUUUUCCAAUAUUCCAGCUGACGUACGACUACCAGUUUGAUUUUGAGGACGACCAACACAAGAUCCCUUGCCAUUGUGGAGCAUGGAACUGCCGGAAGUGGAUGAACUGACCAGAAGAAAGGACAAGACGUAAAGGAACGUGGAGAAAUUCCCUCCCACUGGUGCCAGAAGACUCUCGCGCCAAAGCCUUUGAAUCCUACAUAGCCAGUGCAUAAGCUGAUCUGAAAGACGACGAGGAGGAGGAGGAUGGCUGGCCUCCAUCAGUGGAAAAAGACUAAAAGCGUUGACACCUGUAGCCAAAGGUUUGAAGAGCAUUAAUCAAUAGAAGCAAGCAACUGCUCCAUCAACACCGAUUUGAUGGUGGCACUGACUUUCACAUUUGGACUCCCCCUCUCCUCAGUCGAACCCUGAUCCCUACUCCUCCUUUUUGACUGUUCUUGAUAAGCUUACAGCGGCUGGAAAUCAAUCCUCAACAUCUACCAAAUGAUUCUGACCCUCUGAUAUCAAAACUGGACAAAAAGCCAUUUUUAAAAAUACUAAGAGUGAACUAAUGAUGCUUUUUUAUGUUUUAAGUCGGACCUAUUUCCUGUCCCACCCUGACCACACCUCCCCCUUCAAUCUCCCGGAAAAAGCACUUUCCCAUCACGUCAUCAAUGAAGACAACACGGAUAUUUGGCUAGCUAGACAAUCCUGAUGUGGCUCUGUGAAAGAGCUGCGUCUGAUCGAUGGAAUAAUAAAAAGAAAAAAAAAGUUAAUAUAAAAAUUGAGAUGCUAUUGAUCUGUGGCUCCAGAGGCAUCAGAUGUUGUGACUGUGUGGAGUCCCAUGGUGGGUUAUCGGACCCAGUCUACCUCAUUGAUAUAGCGGGAAGUGACUGCUUUGUAUAAAAACUGUUAACUGCUACUGUGGAAUGGGGGAGGGGGGGAGAGGGGGGAUGUUUUUAUGGGCUUAGCCUUCUCGGACAAGCAGGGAAUCUUAAGCAGCAGGUUUGCUCUAUCUACUCUAUGCUGAUGAUUUACAAUAAUGAGCCAACAUAAUUAUUAUUCUUCAUGAGUUGUUUAUACAGAGGAAAUAUAUGACAGUUUUGAUAAGAUAUUGCAUUAAAAUCACAAUCAGAAGCUUAGCAGGUGCCCUAUUUGCCACCAGACCAUCCUUGAAAUUGAUGUAGCUUUUUUUUUUUUUUUUGUUCUUUUUAUUUAUAAGUCUGGAAAUCAUGUUAGCCGUGUGAAAGCACAAGGACAUCCACCUUUUCAGUCGCUUCAAAAUCAUGAUUAUGUGAGUGAACGGCUCAAGGAACGCAGGACAUGUAUGAUGUCCAAAACGAACAGAGUACACAUUUAGCUUCUUGCCUCAUACAUUGAAGUUAUACUUGUUGAAACCACCAGGUGGAUGCAUGACUACUGUCCCAUGAAAUACUUUUUACUCCCCUCCAACUUCUCAAUCUUUCCACGAGUCGACCCUAAGCUUUCUAAAUCAUGCCUCUUCCUCUGUAGUAUGUAGUGGACUGUUGUUAAACAUUACUGUAGUAAGUCUUCCUCUGCCUGAGUACAGCCUCAUGUGUUUCUACUUCCCCUGUAGUGUGCUUUUUUCCUAGUGCUGGUACUGUCCCCUCACAGGUUGUACAGAUGGCAGGGAAAGACUUAUUGAAAAAAAGGGCAUUUGUUUCAUUUCUCUGUAAGAUGAAUGAAAAAAAAACAAGUCUUUAAAGGGAGCUUUACUAAAAAACUCCACCUUCCCAUACUACUUAGUUUCCUCCUUCCCCUAACCUAAGACCUCACAUGAUUUAAAAAUGCAAAGUUGUAUAAACUGUAUAUAUAGUAUAUGCAUUGGGGGACAGCAACUCUUUAAUUAGCCCCUUUGUAAUCAACGAAGUCAAAGUGUAGAGAAAUAAAAUUGAAAAAAAUCAACCACUGGAUAUCAUUUUAACAAAGAUAAAGCUGUAUAUAAAUAUAAAUAUAUGUAAAAUGGCAAACUAAUAUCUUUAUGUAUAUGAACCAGAGUGUUUUGCAUUUACCUGUUUUUUCUAUUAGUGUUUUUGCUAUAAGCUCUCAGAGACAAGUUUGUUAAACAUAGGUAUGAGAAAAGUGUCUGUUCUUCUCCAAUCAGUUGUGAUGAGAAGCCAAUGUGAUAACUCAACUUUGGAUUCAUGUGGAGGGUGGUUAAUUAUUUGACAUGGAAAUCACUUCUUGAGUACAGCAGUACAAUGGUGCAUAGCAUUUGUAUUUAUGUAAUAUUGUUCGUGUUUAUUUUCUCUUUUUAUUUAUGCUACUGCUUGUUGAUUACCAAAACCUGUCCCUUAAUUGGUCACGAUUGGAUUGAUAUACUCUUGAAUGGAAAAUCUUGAACUCCCUAGACUAUUGUUAGUGUUUUGCUUUUUUAUAUCUUCCCUAUAGAAGUGAAUGUGUUGGUAAACCUUGUGAAAUGGUUACUUGGCCUAAUGUAUGUUAUGAUGUAAUACUCAAAGUUAACCCCAUAAUUAACCUGGUAAUGAAUUGCACUCUCAUAGUAUAACAAGGAUCUUCUCUAAAGUGGUAGAUAUUGAUCAAGUAUCUGAAGCAGUGAUAUAUAUAAAUAUAUAUAUAUUUUGGUAUGUUUCUAUUUCAAGGGAAGACCAUGAAGAGACAUUAUGCCGCUCACUGGAUUUUAGCCUGAAUAAUUUUUAACUUCUCUGAAUCUUAAUUUAAGUUCUCUGCAUAUCUUAUAAUUUAAUAAAGUUUGCUCAAAAUUGAAGGUUUUUUUUAACCUCACCUACUUUUUAAAAAGAUGUUGCAUCUGUACAGCAGAGAUACUUUUAGGGAAUAUGAAUAAAUAUGAUCAUUUUUAUUGUAUGUGGCAUGUUUUGUAUGGAUAUUAUUUUGAAUUGUACAUAUUUUUUUCAGGACGCAAGAGGUUGCAUCUCUUUAUAUACAGCUUUCCCGCUCCCCUUCCCCUUCAUCUUAUUUCUUUGUCUGCUUUUGUUUCUUGUAAAGGAAAAUAAAAUGCAUUUUAAGGAAAUUGAA
This is a messenger RNA of Xyrichtys novacula (pearly razorfish), 33051 nucleotides long. NCBI's taxonomy places the organism in Eukaryota, Metazoa, Chordata, Actinopteri, Labriformes, Labridae. The record is from the annotation of a GenBank genome assembly.